This is a messenger RNA of Acanthosepion pharaonis, 825 nucleotides long. The record is from the annotation of a GenBank genome assembly. NCBI's taxonomy places the organism in Eukaryota, Metazoa, Mollusca, Cephalopoda, Sepiida, Sepiidae.
AUGACUGCGCAUGCUCAGUUACUGUCACUCCCGAAGAUAGCGAAGAUUGUAGCAGCAAUGAAGAAGAGAGUCAGUCUUGGGUUCAUAGAAGGUAAAGGCUGGAAGAGGCAACCCUGUCCCGACGGAACAGCUUACAGUGCUGACCAUUGUGCAUGCUCAGUUAGUGUUGCUCAUGGAAGUAGUGAUGACAGCAGCAGCAGUAGCGAGGAGGAUAGUCAUUCUUGGAGUCAGCAAAGGUUCGAAAAAGGCUCCAGAGUUUCAGCAGGUUAUGGCGACAGUAGCAGCGUAAAAGGUGACAGUUCUUGGAAUACUGCUAGCUAUCAUAAACAAGCCGUUCCCUGCACCCGAAAAGCAACCCACGAUAAAAGCUCAUACGCGCAGUUUAUUGAGGGUAGAGGCUGGAUAACUCAACCCUGUCCCGAUGGAACAGCUUACAGUGCUGACGAUUGUGCAUGCUCAAUUAGUGUUGCUCAUGGAAGUAGUGAUGACAGCAGCAGCAGUAGCGAGGAGGAUAGUCAUUCUUGGAGUCAGAAGAGUUUCGAAAAAGGCCCCAGAUUUUCAGCAGGUUAUGGCGACAGUAGCAGCGUAAAAGGUGACAGUUCUUGGAAUACUGCUAGCUAUCAUAAACAAGCCGUUCCCUGCACCCGAAAAGCAACCCACGAUAAAAGCUCAUACGCGCAGUUUAUUGAGGGUUGGGGCUGGAUAACUCAACCCUGCCCCAAAGGAACUGCUUACAACGCCGAUGACUGCGCAUGCUCAGUUACCGUUGCUCAUGGAGAAAGUGACGAUAGUAGCAGCAGCAGCAGCGAAGACCAGUAUUAUUGA